AGCAAAGCCGGUGGCGGUGAUGAUCGGCACAGCCACCAUGACGAGGCCGCUGCCGCUCCACACGUACUUCAUCAGGAACUGUUCGAUCAUGAUGUACCACAGACGCUUGGACAGGAUCAGGUUCAUCUGCUCAGCCAGAGCUCGGUAGCACUUCUGCAGCUGUCGCAUCUCCACCUGCAGCAGACCGAGGAGACAAAAGCAACAUGAAGUCGGAGAACAUGUUUAAUAUCGAGUUGUUGCUGAACAACAUAUCAGCAGCGUUGUUUAGUCAAGUCUUGUAUUCCUCUCUGCUUCAACAAUACUCACCAGAGGAGAUGUGACCGGUCAACUUUGAUCCGUCUAGUGAAGUCAUUUGCCACUCAUGUACUAUCAAGUGACAAUAUUUGCAAACGGAUCUAUCUAUCUUCCUAUAACUGAUCAUGAGCCCAUCCAUCCCAACAUACCUUGUGACCCCGGUAGAAAGCGAUUUCUUCAGCAUUAGCAAUGAUCCUGGAGUGGACGUAUCUCAGGUAGCCCUUCCUGUGAGCCUCCUCCGCCACAAGCUUGCCGAACUUUGGGGAACACGCUCGAAGCACCUUGGCGGUGGCAAAAACCACCAGUCCGGCGAGGAGAGUGGGUCCGCUGGCGCUCGCCCCGCGGGAGCGGGCGGUCUGGAUGAGGGUGUAGGAGGUCAGCAUCACAUCCAAAAUGGGCUUUGUGAGAUUCGAGUACAGAUGCGCCACCGACUGGGAGAACAUCAUCACGUCCUCUGUGAGAGACUGGUCCGGGUUGGCGAGCCUCCCGUCCAUAUUGCUGACUUUAUAGUAGGUCUGGUCAGUGAAGUAGGUCCGGUACGCGUGGUUGACCAGCCGGGUGCGGAAGGCCAGGGCCAGCUUGCACUCCAGGUACCGGAUGGCGCUGUUGACAAAUGUGGCCGGGAUGGCGAUGAGGAGCCAUCGGAUGAGCUGGAGGAUAAAUUUCCGCGGCUCCUUCUCCACAAUGGUCUUCACGAUCUUGCCGUCCAAACUCGCCACAUAGAUGGACAGAAAGGUCCUGGAGAUGAGCGCCACCGAGUGCAGUGACAGCAAGCCGAGCUCUCUGGACACCAGCCGGGGGAACAGGAUUUGACCAAGUUCCAGGAUCUGCCGGAAGAAUUCCGCAUUCACGCCGGGUGAUGUCUUGAGCUGCCCUGCGUGACUGAGCAGAGACUUGGCGGAUCCAUUCUCAUCUCCCCGGUGAUUCUUGCGGAGCUGCUUGCAGAGAACGGGGUACAGCCUUUUGACGCCGUACGCAGCCGCGGCGAGGAGCACGGCUCGCUUGGCCGCAGCCGCGCGGUCCCACUUCACUUUGGACGCCGCAUCCAGGAUGUUGGACAUCUUUUUCUAAGGCUAUUCGUCUUUAGCGACGACGAGCGCAACACCCAUCCCCCACAGUCUUCCUCACACCAAGGAAAGAGACGGCAUUCGUCCGGACCAGAUCCUCGGAUGCAAACCAUUCAAGUACCGCUACAUCCUGCUCCCGUUAGCACCGCGAACAAGUGCAGGAUGCUAGCGAACGAUAUCCGGUGUACUACAAAACAAAAGCGCGCUAAACAACUCACGACGACUACUUAAGAUCAAAGACCAAGUCGUUUUAAAUCAUUUUGCUACAUUCUUGUUAUAUUUUUAUAAACUGAAGGAUAAAUUGAAGGUUAAAAUUUUACAUUUAAGGAAUUAUUUAAAACAAAACGGAACGUCGCGCUUCCACCGUCUUUCUUUACAUGUCGACUUGUUGUCAAUGCGAACUCAUAAAAGUUGACCGUCGUAAUGUAAGAUUUUAUUUUUUUAAACCUCAUCAGAGGGAUUCACUUUGACACUACUUCCGACCAAAACAUACUUUGUCGUUCGACACCUGCGCUUGACUUGUCAGUACGGAGUAUUUUAGUUUUCAUUUAUUGGAACGUUUUUAUUCGACCAAUCCCUAUUUAUGUCCUUCUUAUCAUCCGUAUUAUCCGCCAUCUGUCAUUUGACGGUAGGCGCAACUGCACUUCCACAGGCUCAGGCAUAAAUACAUUUAAUUUAAUUCAAUUUUCAACCCAAAUGUCAUUCUGUGUUCGCUGUAAAUAUUAAUUGCAGAACUCACCGUCAAAAUCUAUUUUCAACAUUUUCUGGGUAACAGCAAAAAUGAACUGGGUCGGAGGUUCAAGGUAGGUUUCAUGAAUUCUUUCCUAUUUUUACGAUAUUAGCUUAGCAUUAGCCUGAAUCUAAAGUGUUGAACUUGGUGUCCUGUGUUUCAGGAAGAGGUUGAUGAUGAAAGAUGACGCCAAAAGACAAAGAGUUGGUCAAAUUAAAAAGCAAAACAGUUCAGAUUUAAAUAUAUUAUAUAUUGACAGCUGACUGUGUCUCUCAGGAGUUUUUUGAAAGGACGAAAAUGCAGCAAAGGUUGAAAAAAAUGGGUCUCCCCCCGGUUCCAAGCUCUCCAAAAGAUUGCAUCGAAGAAAGAAAAUAAAGAACCUCCAAAAGUGGCACUUUUCAGCGGCGGUAAAGGCUCAAAGAAGAAGCAAAAGCAGCCGCUGGUUCUCCCGAUGAGCCCUGGAUCUCCUUCAAAGCUCAGCCUGAUGGAUGCCCAGUCUUGCAGUUUUCCUGGACCACCACAGAAGUAUGUGAUUCCACAACGUUUUAAGUAUCAGCAGCUCUCACCAGUUUUAGAGUCAGCCUUCUCUGACAUCAGCGCUUCAGAUUAUCAACGAUCCAGCCCUUUCUCUUCCAAGUCAUCUGCUUCUUCAGGAAGAGUGUCUCUCCAGUUGAAUCUCCUGCAGAGGAGUCAACAGUCCCCCCUCUGCCAGCCCUCACCCUGGGGAACAUCUGUACUGGAACGGACUGAAUUCCCGCCCUUAUCUGAGCCGAGGGGAACGUGUGCUGAAGCUUCUUGGAAGACAAGCUUUACCCUCGUCCCGCAACAUUCACCCUCAGCAGACCUGUUACCAUGCAGCGUGGCGCAGGAACGUCCGGGAGAGGCAGACUUCGCCCUGCACCAAACCUUGUUCCAGGAGCCAACUCUUGAAUUCAUCACUGGCCAGGAGGCAGAUAAUGAGAAUCUGUUUGUGGAGGACGUCUCUAGCUGCUUUAGUGGUGGAGACUACGGUGCUCCAGGAGCAGCAUCUGAUUUCUCGACCGUGAUCAACACUCAUACACCACAAAUGUAUUUUGGAGCAUCCGACAGAACCGUUCCUGUAACAAUGAGCAGAGAAGAGCUCACUGACAGCACUAACCAAAACUGUGCAGUGGUCUGCAGUGGUCAGACCAGGACUUGCUGCCACCUAUCACCUGUUUGCAGUCACAGAGGUGGCUACUCCAGUUCCAGUGAUGAGGAGGUGCACUGUCAACCUGCUCACCAAAGGUGUUGCAACCAAAACCUUCAUUCGCCUGGAAACCAAAGAUCCCCCUCUCUGAAUUCUAUCACUCCCCAAAAGUUCACUCAGAGUUAUCCCGAGAAUGUUCCUCUCUGGACUCAUUCUGUUCUUUCACGAACCUGCUCUGAGUGCAGAAGAACAACCAACCCACUGCAGGAUUCUGGAACUCAAACGGAUGCUACUGUUGAGAAGAGUGAUGCAGAGACACAGUAUGAUCUCCAGACAAACCUGUCCGUCAUGGGUCCACAACCUCCCGAUGUUUUAAUACCAGUAGCAGCCACCGGGGGGCAGGCUGGCUCUACACAAAACGACGGAAGUGAAGCGACUGGCAUACAGUCUGGCAUAUUUCCUCAGAAUACGAGCAGUAGAUCCAUUCUGCAGGGAUACGUCAGCUACUUAGAAGAUCGUGCCAGAGAUCAGCAGCCUGGACUUGCCCGACCGCUAAAUGAUGACCAUGUGAAGGUGGAUCGAACAAAUGCCAGCAGAUCCCACCGACUCACAGAGGACAGCGAAACACUGCAGGACAUUGCCAACAUCUUACUCAUGCUGAAGCAGAAGAUGAAGGAAGAGUGACACAAAAAUAAGAGACAAAAUCUCUGUAGUUGUAAUGUAUCUGAAUACAAACGUUUUGCAGAAUAUGAGGGGACAAUGGUGAAAUAAAACCUCAACACGUUCCUCUAAUACCGA
Synchiropus splendidus (mandarinfish) is the source of this 4057-nucleotide messenger RNA. RefSeq lists its product as uncharacterized. The record is from RefSeq and is a predicted model, not a curated record. Bases 2543 to 3943 code for a protein of 466 amino acids. NCBI's taxonomy places the organism in Eukaryota, Metazoa, Chordata, Actinopteri, Syngnathiformes, Callionymidae. The transcript has 14 exons.